CUCAGAUAUUCAAUUCGGUGAAUUCGGUCGCCUUUGGCUUCGUAUCCACGUAUCCAUCCCUCUCGGCAUGAUCAUCCGCCUGCUGCCUAACGGACCAUUUGAACACCUCUUCAUCCUGAUGCGCUUACUGCCCAACCGCCAAGGUGGUCUUCCAAAAGGUCGCCCAGAGGUUGAAUGGAAUUCUCCAAUUGAAGUUGUGCGUGAUAAUCUUGCCACAUUUGCUAAUCUGCGGGGCGGGUAACUUCGUUCGUCUUCAUUCGUCGUCAAGAGUCGUCAGGCUAGACUAUACGAACGUGUUCCUCUGUAUGUGAAGUGUUUGAUUUGGCAGAUGGUAUCCUUAGUUUUUUCUACCCCUUCGUUGAUGACCACGGUCCUGAUGCUUAUUGCAUCUUCCAUCGGGG
Molecule: messenger RNA, 401 nt
Organism: Suillus discolor
Lineage: Eukaryota; Fungi; Basidiomycota; Agaricomycetes; Boletales; Suillaceae
Exons: 1
Coding region: 68-241 (57 amino acids)
Source: RefSeq, a predicted model, not a curated record